GUCAUUAGCAAGUACUUCCUUUUCAGCGACACCCUUGUAAGGGCAUGUUGGUUUUCUGGAAUCGAUCGGAUCGGAUUCAAGUGUAAUGAAUAUUCUUUCACACGAGUAAACAUGCCAUAGCACGAUAGCUCGAAGAGAGACAUAUAGCACGACGUUGCUACUACCGACGAACGAUUACGAGCAUCUCGAUUCACGACAAUGGCAACAAUGCCUCCUGAGAGCACUCCGGUGGUGCUAUUCGGAUACGACUCAUCCCCAUUCACCCAAAAAGUCAGGCUCGCAUUGCGUUUGAAGCAAAUACCCUACACAUUCAUCCUCGUCCCGUCAAUGAUGCCCCGACCCAUACUAAGGGACAACUUCAACCUCGCUUACCGAAAAAUCCCUGUCCUAGCAAUCGGACGGGACAUAUACAUCGACACAUCACUCAUCCUCGAGGCGCUGGAACACCACUUCCCGCCAUCUCGAGGCUACGGUACGCUGUAUCCUUCUCCAUCAGAUACCGUCCGGCCAUUGGUCCGGGGGUUCGCCUCAUAUUGGACCGACCGUCCCCUUUUCCGGGUGAUGACAGGAUUGAUCCCCAGCACCGUGUGGCGUACACACUUUGGUACUGACCGCGCAAAUCUGAUCGGUCAUAAACUCGACGCGGAUAAACUUGAGCGUAAAGUCCCGCAGAAUCUUGCCGGUCUGGAUCUACAGCUGAGUUUGUUGGAGCCGUUGUUCGCAUCGCGGAGGCAGUGGGUGUUCGACGGGGCGAGUCCUAGUGCCGCAGAUCUGGCAUUGUGGUAUCAACUUGACUGGGGUGAGAAGAUCAGUCGAGGGGAGGGGAUCGAGGAUUUGACGGGUGGUGGGACGAGAGAUGGAUAUGGUGAGGGGAUUGACAGCGUGUUUAAUGGUGAGAGGUAUCCCGGGUUGACUGCUUGGUUUGGCCAGUUCAAGGAGUACAUUGAAGGGCUGUCAAGUACGGAGACGAGGUUUGAAAGGGGGGAUGAUACGGGGAUCGCGCAGGUAUUGGACAAAGUGCAGAGCGCUGCGUUGAGGAAAGAUGUUGUCUUGUUGCCGACACUGGCUGGACCUCAUGGCUCGCUGGACAAGCGAAAUGGACUUGUUGCUGGAGUGCUGGUUAGUGUAGCGCCAGAUGAUACUGGACAGGGCAGUCCGACGGUGGGCACGUUGGUGGCGAUCACGCCGGAGGAGGUGGUUAUUUCCCCUGCGAAGAUUGGUGAUGGACCGAGAGUCGGGGAUGUGAGGAUUCAUUUUCCCAGGAUCGGGUUCGUUGUCAGACCUGUCGGUACGGCGAAGUUGUGAGAUGUCGGGAAUCGAGCCACGGCUGUCGAACGAAAUGACGAGUUGGUCUCAAUUGAAGAAAUGUCAUGAAGAAGUAACCAUUAUGACCGCAGAGAAAAUACUAG
This is a messenger RNA of Exophiala viscosa, 1409 nucleotides long. RefSeq lists its product as uncharacterized. The record is from RefSeq and is a predicted model, not a curated record. Bases 199 to 1305 code for a protein of 368 amino acids. Lineage: Eukaryota; Fungi; Ascomycota; Eurotiomycetes; Chaetothyriales; Herpotrichiellaceae. The transcript has a single exon.